AUGCGUUGCAUCACAAGUCUAGAUGUUGCUUCUGCUAAGGAAAGAAUUCAGAAAAGCGAAAUGAGACUUCUUCAAAGCCAAAUGGGUGGAGAAAUCACUGUGGAAAUGGAUGCUGCUCCUGGUGUGGAUCUCACAAAGGUCCUGGCAGAAAUGCGAGAACAGUAUGAGGGCUUGGCAGAGAAGAAUCGCAGAGACGCUGAGCAGUGGUUCUUCAGCAAGACUGAAGAGCUGAAUCGAGAAGUUGCCAUCAAUACGGAACAACUCCAGAGUGACCAAUCAGAAGUCAUAGAACUGCGACGUAGCCUUCAAGGACUAGAGAUAGACUUGCAGGCCCAGCUUAGCAUGAAAGCAGCACUGGAAGGGACUUUGGCAGACAUCGAAUCUCGCUAUAGUAUUCAGCUAGCCCAGAUCCAGGGGCUGAUCAUCAAUGUGGAAGAGGAACUGGCUACCUUGAGAUGUGAUAUGGAGCGCCAGAACCAUGAAUAUAAGAUUCUCCUUGAUGUCAAGACACGCCUGGAACAGGAGAUUGCCACCUACCGUCGUCUGCUGGAGGGAGAGGAAACUUAUAUUUCUCCCCAAUACUCAUCAGCCGUAGAGGGUAAGGAUCUACCAGAGUUUUGAUGUUUAAUUAGCCUCUUGCCUGAAUCUAUUCUAGUUUUAAAAGUUUCCUUCUUGGAGUAUCUAGAUCUGCAAAAUAAAUAGACAAGGUGAUGAUUCAAUAGUUGCGACCA
Molecule: messenger RNA, 731 nt
Organism: Thamnophis sirtalis
Lineage: Eukaryota; Metazoa; Chordata; Lepidosauria; Squamata; Natricidae
Source: RefSeq, a predicted model, not a curated record